AUGAGCACCGAUGGUGGGCAACAACAACGGUGGUGCGAUGUCAGUUGUGGUAGAGGUGGAGUCACAUCAAUGGUGGUAGCAUUAGAUCUGGAUGUCACAUCUGUUGGGGAUCUAGAGGAAAAUCAUAGAUCUGAAACAGAAAUUAUAGAUCUGGAGCCAACCGGAGCUUGUGGAUCUGGUGGCGGUGGUUCGUCAGCGGUAGGAGGCGGCGGCGGUUCGCCGGCGGUAGUUGCAACGGCAGUCAAGGGUGGUGGCUGGUGGCUAACUGGUGGUAAUGUUUGUGUGUUCUUCAAGUUUGAGGUGAGAGAGAAAAUAACCAUGUGA
Molecule: messenger RNA, 324 nt
Organism: Lactuca virosa
Lineage: Eukaryota; Viridiplantae; Streptophyta; Magnoliopsida; Asterales; Asteraceae
Source: the annotation of a GenBank genome assembly